This is a messenger RNA of Eurytemora carolleeae, 3267 nucleotides long. RefSeq names its product kelch-like protein 17. The record is from RefSeq and is a predicted model, not a curated record. Gene Ontology annotation, molecular function: protein binding. NCBI's taxonomy places the organism in Eukaryota, Metazoa, Arthropoda, Copepoda, Calanoida, Temoridae. The coding region runs from base 186 to 2015 and encodes 609 amino acids. The transcript is spliced from 14 exons.
AAAACACACGCGGAGAUUCAUACAACAUAGAACCUUUAAUACUCAUAGUUGAUUCGUAUUUCUAGAAAAUUAUCUAAUUCCAAGACAAACUUGAUUUCAGAACCCAGAGAUGGUGUUGGGACGGGUACAGGAGAUGGCUUAAAGGGUUGAAACAAAAAUACCUUUACUUAUCUUACACUGCCAACAUGUCCUCUCAUAUACCAGAAUCUGAGAUAGGGAUUCAUGAAAAGUCUAGUUUGUGCCUACCUGGGUUGGCGGGAGAGAUCAAGGUACCAGGUGGACCUGGAGAAAUAUCCGCUCCUGCAACUCCAGGAGAACCUCUCUCUCAGCUCCAUCAUAAAAACAAGGAUCAUUUUUGUGGAUCUUUUGCCUUGAUGAAUAGAAUGCGCUUGCACGGUCAACUCUGUGAUGUUGUUUUGCGUUCCUUAUCUACCUCAGUACAGGCUCAUAGAAUAGUUCUUUCCUCUGCCAGUCCGUACUUUCAUGCGAUGUUUAAUGAUGAUCUAGCGGAGAAGAGUCGUCAUGAGGUUGUGAUCCAUGAUGUUGAUCCUCUAGCUCUCACUCUCCUUGUAGACUUUGCAUACACAGGAGAGAUUGUCGUUACAGAGGAAAAUGUUCAGGUUUUACUUCCUGCCUCAAGUCUUCUUCAGAUGCACUCCGUUCGAGAAGUAUCCUGUAAAUUUNAUUGUAUUGUAUUGUAUUGUAUUGUAUUGACGUUUGCGGAUACUCACGCGUGUCAGGAGUUACAGAAACGAUCUCACAAGUUCGCCCUACAAAACUUUCAAGAAGUCAUGAAUACAGAAGAGUUCCUUCUCCUGCCAUAUCAACAGGCUGAUGAGUUAAUCUCCAGUAGUAACCUGAACGUAGAUAAGGAGGAAAAGGUUUUCCAGGCCUGUGUAUCCUGGAUAAAACAUGAUCCUGGAUUAAGAAAGCAGUAUGUUUACAAGCUGCUAAAACAUGUCAGGUUGCCUUUAAUCUCUCGACAGUUUCUGAUGACUCAUGUAGACUCCGAGCCCUUGGUUCGAGAGAAUGCUGAGUGCAAGGAACUGCUCCUUGAAGCUAUGCGAUAUCAUCUUCUACCAGAGCAGAGAACCUCCCUGGUAUCCUAUAGAACAACCCAGAGACAACCUGAAGGAGCUAAACCUUACCUCUUCGCAGUUGGCGGAGGAAGCCUUUUUGCCAUCCACUCCGAGUGUGAGGUUUACAAUCCCGUAGUGGACCGUUGGACGAGCAUAGCGAGUAUGUCAGUUCGGAGAUCUCGGGGUGGGGUCGGAGCAUUGGGAAACAUGUUGUAUGUGGUCGGAGGUUAUGAUGGAUCCAAUGAUCUAGCAACCGGAGAAUCCUAUAAUCCUCAAGCAAACAAGUGGAGCAAUAUAUCUCCGAUGGGGACUAAAAGAAGCUGCCUGGGAGUGAGCUGUCUGGACGGACUGCUCUACAGCUGUGGAGGAUAUGAUGGAGCCUCCUGUCUGAGUAGUGUAGAGAGGUUUGAUCCUCUGACCGGAGUCUGGACCUCAUGUCCUGCAAUGUCGACCAGGAGAAGAUACUGCAGGGUAACCGUCCUAGAAAACAGUCUCUACGCAAUGGGAGGAUUUGAUUCUACCAACUAUCAAUCUAGUGUGGAAAGAUUAGACCCAAGGAUGGGUAAGUGGAUGGCAGUACCAUCCCUGGCUAGCCGGCGGUCGAGCUGCGGAGUAACUGCUCAGGACGGAUAUCUAUACUGUGUCGGAGGAAACGAUGGAACAAUGUGUUUAGCAACAGGAGAGAGAUUUAAUCCCCGACGGAACAGCUGGGAAUCUAUUCCAAAUAUGCACAGCCGUCGGUCAACUCACGAGCUCUGCGCUAUAGACAACUAUAUAUUUGCUGUCGGUGGUAAUGAUGGUUCAUCCAGUCUUAACUCUGUAGAGCGAUAUGAUCCUCGUCUGAAUAAAUGGAUGUUGGUUACAGCAAUGGAGACAAGAAGAUCCUCAGUAGCAGCAACAGUUCUUACCUGUCUUAAUAUAGAGAAAUAUCUAUAGAUAAUAGAGAUAAUUAAACCUGAAAUAUCUAUAGAUAAUAGAGAUAAUUAAUCCUGAAAUAUCUAUAGAUAAUAGAGAUAAUUAAACCUGAAAUAUCUAUAGAUAAUAGAUAUAAUUAAACCUGAAAUAUCUAUAGAUAAUAGAGAUAAUUAAACCUGAAAUAUUAGAUAAUCAGAUGUAUCUAAACAGCGUACAUUUAUACGACCCCUAAAGUGCACUUUAAACGUUUAAACAAAGGAAAGUGCUCCGGGAAGUUCAUAUCGUUUUGAAAACUGUGGUAUUCCAAGUUUACAUUUUUUUCUGAGGGAUCUGUAUAUUAGCUGAAAUGUUUUAAAUGUAUUCGAUGUGAAUUUAUUCAAUCCAACCUGUUUGUCUUUCACAAGGAUAUCACUAGAAUAUCACAAGUAAUUCUUUUAUAAUGGAUAUCACUUAAGAAUUUUAUUUGCAAGAGAAUAAUAAGUAUUUAUAUCCUAAAGAUAUCACGUAUAUUCAAGUAAUAUUAUACCCAAAAAUGUGAAAGUUAUUUCUUUUACAAGAAUUUUGCAAGGAUUUUACAAUAAUGUCAAAAGUAAUUCUUUAACAUUGAUGUCAAAAUAUUUUUUCUUUCUGAAGGAUAUUACAAUUUUUUCACAAAAUUUCACAAUUAUGUUUUCACCAAUAUAUAUGAGAAGUAUUUUUUUGAUGAUGUUAAAAUAAUUUUUACUCAAAAAUCUUACAAUUAAAAUUUGAUCCGUAGAAUAUCUCCAAUUCUUCAUUCAGGGUUAUACAUCAUUAUCCUUGUGAUCAAUGAGAUUAAAUAACUUAGGAGAGGGGAAUAGAGUAUGUGUAAACAUUUUACUAUGACGUCUAAGGACAACUAGGAACUAUAGUUUGACCAAAACAACAGCAAAAAUGGUAAACCUACUCAGGAAUGCCGAGCUUGUGGAAUCAUUGGUAACUAAUUUCUUAGAAGUCUUAAUAUAUCACAGGUAGAUCAAAACCUUAUCAGGCUUGCUUGAGAUAUUUAGAUCUAUAUGUGUACAUUCAGACAUUUUCUAGCUAUGAUUUAGCUGUGACUUCCUCGCCUAGUUAGCCUAAAUCGCAGCUAUAUCACAGCCAAAAAAAUGUCUAACGAAUCGGAUAUCUAAGACGAGUAAAUGUAAUCUGAGUGUUAUACAAAUUUAGCGAAGACGACAUCUAACAUCGACAGCCCUGUAUAUCAAAAACUCUUUUGUUCUGCAUACCAAAAGAUUGAAUAAAAAUGUUUUUGUUA